Messenger RNA from Argentina anserina (silverweed cinquefoil), 1717 nucleotides. RefSeq lists its product as uncharacterized. Lineage: Eukaryota; Viridiplantae; Streptophyta; Magnoliopsida; Rosales; Rosaceae. Gene Ontology annotation, molecular function: single-stranded DNA binding; 5'-tyrosyl-DNA phosphodiesterase activity. Gene Ontology annotation, cellular component: PML body; cytoplasm. The transcript has 6 exons. The record is from RefSeq and is a predicted model, not a curated record. Gene Ontology annotation, biological process: double-strand break repair. The coding region runs from base 114 to 1487 and encodes 457 amino acids.
UGCAGUUCAUCUCUACAAAGCUCUUGCGCAUUAUUACAACCCCACUACCUUUCCCAAUUCUUCACCACAACCCCAUAAACCCUAAACCCAAAACCUUCUCCUACAUUCCCAAAAUGUCCUGGCAAUGCAAAAAGUGCACCUUCCUCAACCCCAAAACCCUUUCAUCUCCAAAACCCACCUGCCAAAUCUGCCUCUCUUCACCACCCCAAUCCCCAUCUUCAUCUUCCUCCUCUGCUCCCAAAUGGGCCUGCAAGGCCUGCACUUUCUUGAACCCUUCUAAACUCUCCACCUGUGAGGUCUGUGAGACAAGGGCACCCAUCUCCAGCUUUGAGGAUCUGAGUAAUGAACGUGGAGAUGAGGUUGAUGAUCAGGUGGGUUCUGUCUUAUUUCCCUUGCAGAGGUGUAAGAGGCAGAGGGUUGAAGACCCAGUUGAGUUUGCUAAGAAAGGUUGGUUUUUUAAUCUGGGUUUGGUUGCUAAGGAUUCUGCUACCUUGAAUGUGCUUAGAGGAGUUAAGGUAUCUGAUGAGAAGAAGAAGAAGACUACUGUAUCAGAGAGCACUAGUUCAGUUGAAUCUGCAAAGGGUGAUGCCAAAUUCAGUUUGUUUCAAGGAGUCAAGGUGUCUGAUAAGAAGGCUACUGUAUCAGAGAGCACUGAUUCUGGAGUGGUUUUGAAUACUCUGAAGGUUUUGACUUACAAUGUUUGGUUUCGGGAAGACUUAGAAAUGCACAAGAGAAUGAAAGCUAUUGGUGACCUUAUCCUGCAGCAUUGCCCAGAUGUCAUUUGCUUUCAGGAGGUUACCCCUGAUAUAUAUGACAUCUUUCGACAAUCGAACUGGUGGAAAAUGUACCAAUGCUCAAUUCCAAAUCAGAUGGAGAUUUUGCAGCCUUACUUUUGCAUGCAGUUAAGCAAACUGCAAGUGAAAGCCUUUAGCUGUAGACCCUUUUCAUACUCUGCAAUGGGGAGAGAACUCUGUGUUGCUGAGGUUGAGGUACAGGGGGGAAAACAUCUUGUUGUUGGCACUAGCCAUCUUGAGAGCCCUUGCCCAGGCCCUCCAAAAUGGGAUCAGAUGUACAGCAAGGAACGUGUAGAUCAGGCAAAGGAGGCCCUCAACUUUUUGAAGAAGAACCCAAAUGUGAUCUUUUGCGGGGACAUGAAUUGGGACGACAAGUUGGAUGGCCAAGUUCCGUUGCCUGACAACUGGCUUGAUGCUUGGGCUGUGUUACGGCCAGGGGAAGAUGGAUUUACUUAUGAUACCAAGUCCAACCAAAUGUUGAUGGGUAACAGAUCACUGCGAAAGCGACUAGAUCGGUUCUGUUGCUCUCUGAAUGAUUUCAGGGUGAGCAAAAUUGAAAUGAUUGGGACAAAAGCAAUCCCGGGUCUCUCAUAUAUCAAGGAAAAGAAAGUGAAAGGGGAGAUUAAGAAGCUGGAGCUUGCUGUGUUGUCCAGCGAUCAUUAUGGCUUGCUUUUGACAAUCUGUGGCCAGUAAUAUAAGUUUGGUGAAGUGUGAAUCAUAGAGAUUAAUCAGUUUAUCCUCGGGGUCAUAGUUUCUUUUUCUCUUGCGGCAGAUUGGCGGUCUUUCCAUGCAUGCUUCGCAUGGUAUUUUGAACAUAGAAGGUGGCUGUUGCCUUCACAUUUUGUACGUAUGAAGUUUUGUAGAUGAAACAGUGCAAUUAUGCAACUGCCAAACUGAGUGGCUAGUAUUUUGUCUAGUCUCUA